AGCCUUGAAUGGGCGGAGUCUGACGUCAGCUUUACUAAACUGUCAUGUUUGUGGAUUAAACAGUACAUUUGCAGCAUGAAUAGUUGUACGAGUACAUAUUUCAGUUUUUUUACAUUAUCGACAUAACGUCGCCAAGCGAUCGCUGGGAACUUUCGACAAAAUAUAUCGAAGGACGUUGGCGGAAGAGGAAGGCGGAACAAAUUCCCAACGACUACAAUUAAGGCCAUAAUAAUUGCACAGGUUGUGCCCACAAUCCUUUGCCUGCCAGACCUAUCGUGCAACCAUGUCCAUGGCACUGAAACAAGUCUUCAACAAAGACAGGACAUUCCGGCCCAAGCGCAAAUUUGAGCCUGGCACACAGCGCUUUGACCUGCACAAAAAGGCCCAGGCCUCUCUGAACGCCGGUUUGGACCUGAAGCAGGCCGUGCAGCUGCCCCACGGGGAGGACCUCAACGACUGGGUGGCUGUCCACGUUGUCGACUUCUUCAACCGCAUCAACCUCAUCUACGGCACCAUCAGUGACUCCUGCACCGACAAGACCUGCCCGGUGAUGUCCGGCGGGCCCAAGUACGAAUAUCGCUGGCAGGACGAGCACAAGUACAAGAGGCCGACUGCGCUGGCGGCCCCCAAAUACAUGAGUCUGCUCAUGGACUGGAUCGAGGUACAGAUCAACAACGAGAACAUCUUUCCCACCAAUGUCGGUACUCCUUUCCCUAAGACUUUCAUGCAGGUGGCUAAGAAGAUUUUGUCCCGCCUGUUCCGGGUGUUUGUCCACGUCUACAUCCACCACUUUGACAGAGUGAGCCAGAUGGGAGCCGAGGCUCACGUCAAUACCUGCUACAAGCAUUUCUAUUACUUUGUUACUGAGUUCAACCUGACAGACCACAAAGAGCUGGAGCCUCUGAAAGAGAUGACCUCUCGGAUGUGCCACUGAGGGACCCAAGUUGAUCUGUGGACUCUCCCAACCGUCCAUCUGAAAACCGCAGUUGAGUUAAAUGACAAAUACGUACAUCCACAAAGAGUCUAUUUUUAUAUUGAAGUACUGUAAUCUAUUUUAGCUACAGACUGUAGGUUUUAAGCGAGAAGCUCGUCAGGUAAAAUGUUUCUUUUAUUCAAAAUGGAAAACAUUCUAUAUCAGAGUGAUGUAUUAAGAGGUCUAUAAUGUUUUUAUUUGAAUCGCAAUGCAUUCCAGCAUGCUUUUACUUUGGGGGUUUUUUUUCGUCUAAAUGAAUACUUUGUCGUUGUAUUAAAAUUCCUUACUCUAUUAUAA
This is a messenger RNA of Nerophis lumbriciformis (worm pipefish), 1270 nucleotides long. It is a transcript of the gene mob3a, whose product is annotated as MOB kinase activator 3A. The record is from RefSeq and is a predicted model, not a curated record. Lineage: Eukaryota; Metazoa; Chordata; Actinopteri; Syngnathiformes; Syngnathidae.